Molecule: messenger RNA, 3589 nt
Organism: Vitrella brassicaformis
Lineage: Eukaryota; Vitrellaceae
Source: the annotation of a GenBank genome assembly
AUGGGUGGCGAGACCUCACCGCCUGGCACAUACACACCUCCACCGGCCGACUUCACAUCUGGAGGGCCUGGCCCCGCCGCAUCUUUGGCUCCUUCGCACAUGGGUGACGUGGGAGGGCCCUCAGCAUCGGUCGAGCCGCCUGACAUGACGGACCACGACACGCCAGCCGCAGCACCCGCACCGGGACCGACCGGUGACGAGCCUCAUGUGGCCCCAGCUGCGGCCGCCGCAGCAGGGGGUGCGUUUCAUACGUCGUUUGAUAUGGGAAUGGGUGUGGCGAGCCACUCUACUGGAGACGGGGGGCACUCGACGGGUCAUGUGGGUGGUCACGGUGUGCAUGGGAUGGGUGGCGGCGGCAACACGAGGGACGGGGAGGGCGGGACGGGCAGUGGAGACGCCAGGAGGCUGCUGAGGAUCAACCUCUCCAGCUGUAAGCCAUCCAUGCACCAAACAAACAACACGAACUCUCUGAGUGUGUGUCCUGUGUGCAGCUGUUGGGUCGUCCGGUGCCCCCGAAUGGUCUGGUGGUGCGUCGCCUCCCCCUCUCACGUCUGGCACUGGCGGCGGCGACCACUCCGGCAGACAGCCGUCAUCGCUAUCGGGCCACACAUCGGCGCUUCAGCUCACACCGGUCGACUCCAUAAACAACGGCACGCCAGAGCCACCACCAGCAGCAGCAGCGGCGGCCGCAGCUGCCCCUGCCCCUGCACCAGCCGCAGCCGCCAGUGCACCGAGUUGGGCGCUUUUGUCCGGGUCUGCUGGCGGCCUUGGUGGCGAGGAGGGCUAUGACGACGAUCAUCCGGCGGUGCAUCACACCGACACAGGCACGGACGCUGCGCCGAGCGGGCCGAUGCUUCGGCUGGCGACAGGGACGGGGGACACAUCAUCGCCGGUGUCUCGUCAGCCUGUGAGUGGUGCCGAGGGUGAGGAGGGCGGCACCCUCACGGCUCCCAGUGGUCAGCAGGGCAUCAACAUGCACAUGGGAGGGGCGGGGGGAUCCAGCGGCACCUGGGAGGUCGUACCUCCAGUAUCGUCGGCUCCCCAACAAGAGCAAGAAGAACAGCAGCCGCCGUCCAGCAGCUCCGCCUUCCCUGCAUUCGAUGACGAGCAGCUCCCACAGCCGUCUGAGCCCAGCGGCGCAUCGGGAGCCGCUCCCGCGUCCCUCGGGCCGCUGCCCGAUUUCCGCGCGGACCCUGAGGCAGAGUUUGUGUGGGAGGACGAAUACGACGAGGACAUCCAAGACGGCGGCAACGAGCUCAAUCUCAUGCAGCAGGAGGCAGAGGGGGAAGAGGUGCCGCCCAGGCCGACUCAGCCAAUGGCGGUUGCGUCAGGGGCCGGGGAGCCGCCAGAUGAUGACGGCGAGCCGAAUAGAGACGAGAACGGCGACAUGCCGCACAACGGUCCGGAAGGUUUGCCGUCACCCGCUCCCCUGCCGCCCCAAGAGGAGAGUGCCGACUCCGACUUCGAUUUUGGCGAUUUCUCUGGUGCUAAGCCGCAGGAGCCGGAAGAGAGUGGUGCGGCAGCGUCUGGGUCUGCGCGUGAGGGUGGUGGCUGGGCGGCGGGGUUUGACGAGGGAGAUGACGAGUGGGGGUUCCAAUCGGGGGAGGGAGGGGCAGGGGGUGAGGGUGCAACCGGUGACUGGGCCGUCACCUCUGAGGCCACACUCAUGGAGGACAGACAGAUGAGACGGGUCAGCCAGCGCUACACAGAUGAAUGCAGUGAUUGAUACGAUGGAUGCUGAUAGUGACAAUAAAUGUGAUGUGUUGUCCCUUUCGGUCUGACAGGAUGAGAGCGAUCGCAUCCAGAAGGCCCUCGACACGAUUCAGAAGACAGUGUCUGAAGGCAUUGACGGCCUCUACACCACCAUGUGUGAGCAUUUCGGCGGCUGCGACCUCCGCAAUGUCACGCUGGACGACGAUGCCGCCCACGAGCCGGCGACACUGCAGCAGGCCGUCAGCAUCCCUCAAGCCGUAUCCGACUUCAUCCGGACCGGUGUGCUGCCGGCUGACGCGGCCGGCCUGCUGGUGCCUCUGCCGGUGCCAAUCCAAGGCGCCGAUGCCCAGCAGAGCGUCGCUGAUGUGCCGAUCCACAUGGACAAGUGAGUGGGGCAACAAAGGGAAUGAAGGCGGUGCGGUGGAUGAGAGUGACAGUGCCUUCGGUUGUCGUUUGUCAGGUUUGAUUGGUCGAGCAGCCGCGUGCGUCAGCGGUAUUACGAGGGGCUGUGUUCGUGCCUUCAGACGCCCCCUGACGUCCCCAUCAGCGCUGCCUUCGCACAGGAAGCGACGCAAGAGAAGGUCAGCUAGGCACCUACAAAAAGCAACAUCUCUUGCUCUCAAAAAUAACUCUCUUCCCUGCAUGUGUCUCCCCUCCCUCCCUCCCUCAGCCGGUGUUGCGUCCAAGCGACAGUGUGUUGAGUGGCAGCUCCACCAUACCCAUAGGCCUCCCACAAACAGCGACCCAGCAGCCAUCUCCCGAUCAGGCCGGUCAGGUGUAUCUGUACCAGCCCCCCAUCCAUCUGGACUUCCACCCCCCUGACGGCCAGCCGCCCCCGAGGCUCACAGGUCGUGUGGGCGCCGGGGUGGCUGCCAGGAGGGGCACGCCCCUGCCGCAGCCGGCACUUGGCGACGAGGCGACCGCCGGCAUGCCCCAUGCCUGUCGGGUUAUGGGUGACGAGAGGCGGAGCAGGGCACAUGGAGGGGAAGACCUCGACCAGCUUUUCAAGGUAAUCUUAUUUGAGGCAGGCCUCAAACAUGCCCUCUUAAGCCGGCAGGAAUGCUUGUUGGUGUGUCUGUUAUUCUUUCAGCGUCCUGGUGUGGGUAGCAGGGAUCACAGGGUCCCGUCGACUGGCACCGGCAGCGUCAGCGUCACUGGGCCGGUAGCAGCUGCAUCGUCGGCUGCAGCUGCCGUAGUGCCCGACGUAUCUGGCGUGACCGAUGACGUGCUGGAGCAUGCACUCUCACAACUAGGCCUACAGGUAACAAGACAGACCCAGGCAGGGAGCAGUGCAGUGGGCAUGGCACAUCUAUGGGAUGGCUUGAUCCUCAUACCUCGUUUCUGUCUAUCGUCUUUAUAGGGCUCGGCUCGUUCAUCCCAGUCGGAGGCAGCAGGAGAGCGGCCCAGUGACACCCUCCCAGUGGUGCAGGCGCAGUCAGCGGCAUCGGGCGAGGGUGCGGGUGCGGGCGGCCAGCCCAGUCCGGCCCCAUCGCCACUCAGCUGGCCCUUCCUGCAGCCCUCAUUCGGCCUGCGGGCGUCGGGGGGGUCGUCGGUGACACCGUCGCCCCGCGUGCAGCGCUUUGUGGACGCGUUGCCGGAUUUGUCACACCUGCUAUCGUCAUCUGUGGUGAUCCCGGCGCGCAAGAGCGACGACUCACAGCAGGAUGGUGGUGGCGGCGGGGGAUUGCAGCAGCCGCCGCCCACCAUCACCAUGUGAGUCGCUGCAGUUUGUCUUUUUCGUGCAGGAUUGAUUCUCAGUGGCCGGACGGUUGGUUCAUUUUGUGAGUUGUGUUGUGUUAUGCGUGUCAAUUCAAAAAUCGGUGGUGACGUACGGUGUUGCUCAGGGAACGUUGACGAAAGGCGGGUCGGUCGCUAU